CCUCCUCUCGCUCUCCAAACAGGAAUCCCGCGCUGUGGUGAGAGGUCUGAUGUCAGACCUCAACUCUCACUGCUCUCAAAGACAAGUGCGCUGAAAACUUCUGAGGAGCCCAAAGACUCACAAGAUCCCAUCAACAGACAUGGAGACAAAAACAGACGGUGGAUCAGCUGCAGUGUCCAGUGAGGAACUGGCUGCUAUUGAAGAUGAAGAGGUUCUCAACAAGAUGCUGGACAACGCAGGGGAUUUCGACGAGAGACGAAUGAUUCGUACUGCAUUAAGAGACCUGAUGAAGAAGAAGAGAGAUAAACGGGAGAAGGAGCGAGGGUCGAGGCAGCAGGACCUGAGGCAGCAGGGCCUCGGCAAAGGAGCGACGACAGGCUCAGCAGUUAGCACAGGCAGAGCGUCCAUGAACCAGCAGGCAUCAACAAACAAACCGACAGGUCAGUCCUCUCCAUCAGCCUCCACUCCCUUCAACCGGACAGCAGGCAGCCCGACCAGUCCUGCUGCAGCCUCAGUCCAGAAAUGCCCUGCUGCUGCAGUACCCAAUGCUAAAAAUGUCAAACAGAUGCUUCUGGAUUGGUGCAGGGCCAAAACAGAGCCAUAUGAGGGGGUGAAAAUCCAGAACUUCUCCUCAAGUUGGAAAGACGGCAUAGCCUUUUGCGCCUUAGUGCACCGGUUCUUCCCUGAUGCGUUCGAGUACUCCAUCCUCAACCCCAACAAGCCCAGGGACAACUUCCAGCUGGCUUUCAACACUGCAGAGAGGCUGGCAGGCUGCCCCCCUCUGCUGGACCCUGAUGAUUUAGUCCGGAUGAAAGAGCCCGACUGGAAGUGUGUGUACACGUACAUCCAGGAGUUUUACCGCUGCCUGGUGGAGAAAGGCCUGGUGAAAACCAAAAAGCGGCUGUAGACUCCCGGAACAGUCAGACACAGCCUUGCAUGACUCAAUGUGAUUUCAAUCAAAACAAACAUUAUAGAACAACAUGAGUUCAAAACAUAAUAUCAUGCACUCUUGUCAGUUUGCCACAGGGGGAAAGGUUAAGUGUUCAAUGUGUUCAACUCUGAUGCCCCAUACGAACAUGAAUGUAAAGUGCCUAAUGUGUAGUAUUUGUACUGUGUGUGUGUGUGUGUGUCAGCAGGGACUUAUGGUUGUCUGUGUGCUCUCAGUGGACAGCUGGUGCUACGGAUCAGUACAUUCCACUGAGAUUACACAUCUGCAUUAAUCCCAGUCAAGGCCAUGGAGAAUCUGGGAACAAAUUUUUCGAUGAUGCUGUACAGGGACUGACAUGUGUGAGUAUUAAAGACACAGUUAAUACUCAUCCAUUCCAUUAUCAGGCUGUUUUUCUUGAGAUAUCAAACGUUAUGUUGAUGGAUAAGUUGACAAUUUAGAAUAUAUAUUUAGAAAAGUACAAUAGAGGGAAUAGAUGGUGUUUUAUUUGAAACAUUUCCACCAACACCUGUAUGAAUGGUUUAAAUGUGCAGUGUGUGAUUAUGGGAUGUUUAUAUGGGCACUCCACUAGCAUGGUGAAUAAACA
Messenger RNA from Paralichthys olivaceus (Japanese flounder), 1532 nucleotides. RefSeq names its product smoothelin a (gene smtna). The record is from RefSeq and is a predicted model, not a curated record. Gene Ontology annotation, molecular function: protein binding. NCBI's taxonomy places the organism in Eukaryota, Metazoa, Chordata, Actinopteri, Pleuronectiformes, Paralichthyidae. Gene Ontology annotation, biological process: actin cytoskeleton organization. Gene Ontology annotation, cellular component: filamentous actin; microtubule organizing center.